This is a messenger RNA of Penicillium concentricum, 1197 nucleotides long. RefSeq lists its product as uncharacterized. Gene Ontology annotation, biological process: peptidyl-serine phosphorylation; peptidyl-threonine phosphorylation. NCBI's taxonomy places the organism in Eukaryota, Fungi, Ascomycota, Eurotiomycetes, Eurotiales, Aspergillaceae. The annotation marks the transcript as partial. Gene Ontology annotation, molecular function: ATP binding; protein serine/threonine kinase activity. The record is from RefSeq and is a predicted model, not a curated record. The transcript is spliced from 6 exons.
AUCCAAAAGGGACGGACGAAAACCACGGACGAAAGAUAUACAUUUCAGGUUGAUUUGCAUGCUGCGAUGUCAUUCUACCAAGCUUUCCAGCCUCUCCGUUUCUUGCUCUUUAAUUCCCUGGCAUUCGCUCAAGCUCAAUAUCUGAUGGGAUUUCAUGGCUUUCCAAUCUUGAGCCAUAUCCCCGGCCUGGCCACUGAAACAUCGCUCUUGGCCACUGUCACCGGGGUGAAUGAACCCAUCGAAGAAGAACGUACGCCAUACUAUGAUCCUGCACAAUUUUGUUCCGCACGUUUAGGGUGCGUUCUGAAUGACCAGUAUCAACUCGCAAUGAAACUCGGUAAUGGUAGUAACUCAACUACCUGGCUCGCUCGGGAUCUAAACCAAUUCGUUCUCCACAGACCCCCCACGCAUCUCGAAUGGCGCUGGUUAAAAAAGAAAUAUGUUGCUCUCAAGACAAAUAUCAGUGCUCAUCACUCUCGAGAAAACGUUACUCAAUCUGAACUAGACAUUCUAAAACACAUCUCUGAAGCAAAUCCUCUACACAAGGGUUGGAUAUUCGUUAGGCGUCCUCUCGAUUCAUUCACGUUAGAGCACGGUUCGGGGAGACAUCUCAUUCUUGUAUUUGAGCCUUUGCAUGAACCCCUCUGGAUAUACCGGAAAAGGUUUGUCGGUGACAGAAAUCUGAAAUCAGACAAUAUAAUGAUCAAAGUUGAGGAUCCAUCUAUUUUGUCAGAAUCGGCUAGAGAUGAGCACGAACAUACUCUACCGCAGAAGACUUGCCCAGAUGGUCGCAGAAUAUAUCGAGCACCAGAGGUUAUUCUGGGUGCAGGCUAUUCGUACAGUGUCGAUAUCUGGGGCUUAGGGCUAUUCGAGGAGGCUGAUCACCUCGAAAUUCAAGAAUAUGAUGAGCUUAACCAUCUUGGCCAUAUCUCUGCAUUGUUAGGUCUACCUCCGAAGGAACUUCUAGACAAAGGAACAAGAACUGAUCUCUUUUCCAAAUUCGAUAGACAAUUCAAAGGCACGACUAUUCCACCAUCAAACUUCAACUUUGAAGAUUCACUAAAUCACAUACAAAAUGAGGAUAAGAGGAUGUUCAUUGAGUUUGUACAAAGAAUGAUAAAAUGGAACCCAGAAGAACGAAAUACGGCAAAGGAACUACUCCAGGAUCCAUGGCUUUAUGCGGACUUUGAAGAUUGA